This is a messenger RNA of Phaeoacremonium minimum UCRPA7, 1035 nucleotides long. RefSeq names its product putative family protein. NCBI's taxonomy places the organism in Eukaryota, Fungi, Ascomycota, Sordariomycetes, Togniniales, Togniniaceae. The record is from RefSeq and is a predicted model, not a curated record. Bases 1 to 1035 code for a protein of 344 amino acids. The transcript has 2 exons.
AUGAAGACAAUUCUGAUUAUCGGAGCCACUGGCGCUCAAGGUGGUGCUAUCGUUAAAUAUCUUUCUUCUACCGGCAAUUAUCACAUAGUCGCCUUGACACGUAGCACUACAUCGUCUCAAGCAUUCGCACUAGCUGCAUUGCCGAAUGUCGACCUUCUACUUAGCCAGGUGCAAACUGGCUAUGAUACAGAAGUAUUCCUUACUGCCGCGAAGUCGGCAGACUUUGUGCUCGUGAACACUGACGGGUUUGCAAUUGGCGAGCUAGCAGAGACGUACUGGGGAAUCAGGCUCUUUGAGCUAGCAGCGCUGGCUGGUGUCAAGCACUUCAUAUACAGUGGCCUUGACUCCAAUGGAAAGAAGUCUGGAUAUGACCCUAAGCUAUAUGUCGGUCAUUACGAAGGCAAAGCGAGAGUUCAAGAAUGGAUCCAUUCCCAGAAGGAUUCUCAGAUGACAUGGACAAUCAUCCGAUCUGGCCCGUACAUGGAGCUCCUAUCCGCCAUUAUGGCACCUUCAGAAGCCAGCGAUGGGACCAUGAUAUUCCAGCUACCGCUUGAUGAUGGAGCGAUUCCAUUUAUUCACCUCGGUGAUUUCGGUAGAUACGUGGACUGGGCCCUCUCUAAUCCAGACCAGUCUGGUAAACUCGAUUUCGGUAUUGCGACGGCACAUAUUUCAGGUGAAGAAAUUGCCAAGGCCUUUUCUCAACAUAGUGGCAAGACAGCAAAGUAUGUCAGCAUUCCUAACGAGGCAUGGAAUGCAGUGGCAUGGAAGUCUCUGCCCAAGGGGAGAGAUACGAAGAUCGGAUUUCAAACUUAUAAAGACGACAACCUUGUGGGUAUGAGCUACGGCGAUAACUUCGCAAAUUGGUGGAAUCUUUACAAGGCGACUGCGAAAAACCAAGGGUUAAUCCAGAGAGAUUACGCAUUUCUUGACAAGAUUUUGCCAGACCGCGUGAAGAGCCUGGGAGAGUGGAUGGAAAAGGUGGGGUACCAGGGAGUGAAGGAGGAUGUCCUCAAUUUGCAGGCAACUACCGAGUAG